CGGAGCGGCGGUGCAGGGGAUAGCUCAUUGCUAGUUGAAGGCUUAAAGCCAUUUCCCCUUACACCGACCCUAUGCUUCUUCACUGGUCAAACUCAUCGUCGCUCCUUCGACGCCGUCUUCUGACUCUUCACUCCUCCGGUCGUCGUCGUAGUCGUCAAUUAUCUAGCAAUUUUAAUGGCUAUUUCAGCGUUGGUGGAAUCUAAGUUAUGAUACUUUCAGUUAGUCAAAUUUCCAUAGCCUGUUCUGUGUCGUUGGGAAAGUUCGAUUUUAUAUCCUUUUCAUAACCAUGCUUUCUCGCCUUAUACCCAAACCCUCACAUUUCCGACGCUUUGUGUUGAUCACUUCAAAAUCUAUCACACAUCCCCAACCUCAUUUCACCUAUUCUACGAACACCCCAAAUUUUCGCGCUUUCUCCAAAUACUUCUCCACCAAUGGGAACAAUGACAACAAUGGCAAGGACCCUACCGGUGUCUGGAAAGAUUUCCGGGGGAUUGAGGAUAAGUUUGACGCUAUGUUCGCUGGAGAUAACGGAAGAUUUGGUGGAUUUAAUGAGGGAGAUGAUGGCGCCAAGGCCCCAGCCAGCAAGGACCAGUGGUGGUUAGAAGAGGAGGGACUUGAUAAUGAAGAUGAGGAUGCUAUAUUUAAACGGCCUGACAAGAAAACUGAUGAGAAGGGUGGUGAUUUUGGUAACCAGCCAUGGCAUGCAACAGAGCACCUGAAACCAUGGAUCCUGCGUGAGGAAGGGAAAGAUGAUGUGUUUAAUUACCAAGAUUUUGGAAGCAAUGUGGGUGAAUUCAGGCCUGAUAGUAGUCUUGUGGAGAGUCAGAGAAUUGAGGAUCCUGAGAAGCUUGAGAAGGAAGAGAAACAGUUGACUGCCGUUUUAAAAGGACCCGAUCGUGCUUUUGGUGAUCUUAUUGCUGUUUCUGGAAUUACGGAUGAAAUGAUUGACAGUUUGAUGGCAUUGAAGGACUUUGAAGAGGUUGAUGGCUUGCCACCCCUUAGAGUAAUAGAAGACAUGCGCUAUGAAAAGAGUAUUAAAAAAUCUACUAGAGCUGAAAUUGAACGUCAGAAACAGGAGGAAGCUGCAAAAGCAAGAGUGAGAAAAGUAGAUGAGAAAGGACGUGCCUAUGGAACUGGAAGAAGGAAGUGCAGCAUAGCUCGUGUUUGGGUUCAACCCGGUGAUGGUAAAUUUGUAGUUAAUGAUAAAGAAUUUGAUGUCUACUUUCCAAUGCUUGAACAUCGGGCUACUCUAUUACGACCUUUCUCUGAGACAAAGACAUUGGGGCUUUGGGAUGUCAAUUGUACAGUGAAAGGAGGUGGUGUUUCAGGUCAAGUUGGAGCAAUACAAUUGGGGAUCAGUAGGGCUUUGCAAAGCUGGGAACCAGACUUGCGUCCCGCACUGAGAAGCGCUGGUUUCCUGACGAGGGAUCCUCGAGUGGUAGAAAGGAAAAAGCCAGGAAAGGCCAAAGCAAGAAAAAGUUUCCAAUGGGUCAAGCGUUAAACACUUGGAGCUUCUGUUCAUGUAUUAUAAAUUUUGUAUGGAACAUCUUGCCUCUUUGAAUAAACUUGCCAAAAUUCAUUCAUCCUCGUCAUCUGGGAUAGAAAGCGACGUUAGGAUUUAUUUAGUAUUGGAAUGAACAUCUGAUCUCGUUCUGUUUUCAUCCUUGUACUAUGCUAUAUUAUGAAAUUUUGGUUCACAGCAGCGUGAAGUACCUGUUA
This is a messenger RNA of Prosopis cineraria, 1719 nucleotides long. Its product is annotated as 30S ribosomal protein S9, mitochondrial. NCBI's taxonomy places the organism in Eukaryota, Viridiplantae, Streptophyta, Magnoliopsida, Fabales, Fabaceae. Gene Ontology annotation, molecular function: structural constituent of ribosome; RNA binding. The record is from RefSeq and is a predicted model, not a curated record. The transcript is spliced from 4 exons. Bases 287 to 1501 code for a protein of 404 amino acids. Gene Ontology annotation, biological process: translation. Gene Ontology annotation, cellular component: cytosolic small ribosomal subunit; ribosome.